Molecule: messenger RNA, 524 nt
Organism: Staurois parvus
Lineage: Eukaryota; Metazoa; Chordata; Amphibia; Anura; Ranidae
Source: the annotation of a GenBank genome assembly
AUGCCUGUACUCAGCCUGAUGCCUGCCAGUUGACUCGAUGCCCGCUGUUGAUCCCCAGAUGAUCCGGUACCUGAUCCGGUGCCCGCUAUCGUGCCAAUUGACUCAGAGCUGAUGCUGUCAUACCUGUUGACUCGGAGCCCUCACUGCCUUGCCAGAUGACGUGAUGCCCGCUGUCGAGCCAAAUGACCUGAUGUCUGGUGACCCGAUGCCCGCUGUCCGGCCAGACGAUUCAAUGUUGAUCCCAGUGCCCGCGGUCAUGCCAGUUGACUCGGAGCCCACUGCCUUGCCAGAUGACGCAGUGCUCGCUGUCGAGCCAAAUGACUUGAUGCCUGGUGACCCGAUGCCCGCUGUUCAGUCAGACGAUCCAAUGUCUGACCCAGUGCCCGCGUCAUACCAGUUGACUCGGAGCCCACUGCCUUGCCAGAUGACGCGGUGCCCGCUGUCGAGCCAAAUGACCUGAUGCCUGGUGACCCGAUGCCCGCUGUCCAGCCAGACGAUCCAAUGUCCUGACCCAGUGCCAGCGG